AUGUCUUCAGGCCGUCGGCCCCGAGGACGGCUAAAGAAGGACGCGAGGACAGCCCCAGCCCAGAACCUCAGGCCUGUCGAGGCCGUCGAAGAGGUCCAGAGUCCGCCGGUCACGGGAGGAGAGAGGGAGGCCAGGUCCCUGACGAUUCCCCGUCCUCCCCGCGGCCGGCGCUCUACUGUGCCCCCCGACCGAGGACCAGCACAGCUAACCAGCCGCCUGCUUUUGGGUAGCAAGCGCCACGAUGCCCGCGACUGCCGAGCGAGCGACGGCGGCCGAGGAGGCUCAAUCCUCAAGCAGCCCGUCAGGGUCCUCACCGACGGGUGUGCGCGACCUACUCAUUUCUCCAUGGAGGGCCAGAAGGUGCAGGAAAGGAUGAGCUGCCAACAAGUUCUGCGUGGCUCAGAAGAGCCAGAAGCCCGCGUCAUUUACAUCAAUGAUCCCCUUAAGAACAUUUUCUGCAGAAACUCCAUCAGCACAACCAAGUACAGCUUGUUGUCAUUCCUCCCGCGAUUUUUGUGUCUGCAGUUUACCAAACCUGCCAAUGCUUUCUUUUUGGUCAUUGCUAUAUUGGAGCAAAUUCCAGAUGUGUCUCCGACAGGAAAAUAUACAACUCUCUUGCCUUUGAUGAUUAUUCUUAUAAUUUCAGGCAUCAAAGAGAUUGUGGAAGAUUACAAACGACAUAUGGCAGAUAAAAUAGUCAACGAAAAGAACAUAAUAGUGUUAAGACAGAAUUCAUGGCGGGUGAUUACAUGGAAAGAGGUAAAUGUGGGCGACAUUGUGAAGGCCUUGAACAGGGAGUUCCUUCCUGCAGACCUGGUCCUGAUUUCUUCCAGUGAACCUCAGUCUAUGUGUUAUAUAGCAACAUCUAAUCUGGAUGGAGAGACAAAUCUAAAGAUACGACAGGCUUUGCCAGAAACAGCUGAAAUGAAAACGGAAAAGCAGUUGUUAAAACUAGCUGGAAGAAUAGAAUGUGAAGGACCCAAUUGUCAUUUCGAUAGCUUUAUCGGAACUUUGUGCCUAAGGGAUAGAAGCUCUGUUCCAAUUGGGCCUGACCAGGUCCUGCUGAGAGCCACACAGCUUAUAAAUACUCAGUGGAUCAUUGGCAUAGUUGUCUACACUGGGUCUGAAACCAAAUUCAUGCAGAAUUCUGCCAAAUCACCUCUCAAGAAAUCAAACAUUGAGAAAGUGACCAAUGUGCAGAUCCCCAUCUUGUUCCUGCUGCUUGUGGCCAUGGUCGUGGUGAGCUGCGUGGGAGCCGUGCUCUGGAACAGGUCGUACGGUGCUGACAUUUGGUACAUGUGGAAGGUUCCUAUGAAAGGAUUGGCAACACAACAAAUGAUUAAUCAGAACUGUGAAGAUCUUGGAAACUUGCUAGGUAAAGAAAAUGACCUAGCUCUAAUCAUUGGUGGUGAAACAUUGAAGUAUGCCCUCCAUUCUGAAGUUAACAAGAAGUUCCUAAAUUUGGCCCUCUCGUGUAGAGCUGUAUUAUGUUGUAGGCUAUCUCCCCUCCAGAAGGCUGAAAUAGUGGGCGUGGUUAAGACGCAUGUACAUGCCACCACCCUCGCCAUCGGGGACGGCGCCAACGAUGUGGGGAUGAUCCAGACGGCCCACGUGGGUGUGGGAAUCAUCGGGAGCGAGGGCACGCAGGCCACCAACAACUCGGAUUACGCCAUCGCGCAGUUUAGCUACCUGGAGAAGCUUCUGUUGGUUCAUGGAACCUGGAAUUAUUUUCGAGUGACCAAAUGCAUAUUGUAUUGUUUCUACAAGAAUGUCGUACUCUAUGUUAUUGAGCUUUGGUUCGCUUUUGUUAAUGGAUUUUCUGGGCAGAUUAUAUUUGAACGUUGGUACAUCAGCUUGUACAAUGUGCUUUUCACUUCAUUACCAGCUUUAACCCUGGGAAUCUUCGAACAAUGUUGCAGUCAGAGGAGCCUGCUCAAGUACCCGCAGCUCUACACCAUAUCUCAGACAGGGGAGAUCUUCAACACAAAGAUGGGUAUGCGUUUUCUCAAGCAGAACAAGCUGCGGUCACUCAGGAAGAACUAG
This is a messenger RNA of Propithecus coquereli (Coquerel's sifaka), 2043 nucleotides long. RefSeq names its product phospholipid-transporting ATPase IB-like. Gene Ontology annotation, cellular component: plasma membrane. Lineage: Eukaryota; Metazoa; Chordata; Mammalia; Primates; Indriidae. The transcript has 18 exons. Gene Ontology annotation, biological process: phospholipid translocation; neuron development. Bases 1 to 2043 code for a protein of 680 amino acids. The record is from RefSeq and is a predicted model, not a curated record. Gene Ontology annotation, molecular function: ATP hydrolysis activity; ATPase-coupled intramembrane lipid carrier activity; ATP binding.